Schistocerca serialis cubense is the source of this 2783-nucleotide messenger RNA. RefSeq lists its product as uncharacterized. Bases 145 to 1218 code for a protein of 357 amino acids. Gene Ontology annotation, molecular function: hydrolase activity. Lineage: Eukaryota; Metazoa; Arthropoda; Insecta; Orthoptera; Acrididae. The transcript is spliced from 7 exons. Gene Ontology annotation, biological process: GPI anchor biosynthetic process. The record is from RefSeq and is a predicted model, not a curated record. Gene Ontology annotation, cellular component: endoplasmic reticulum.
GUUGUUGCAGUGGUGUGGUGUGUGUAUUUACAUUCAUUGUAGUGAUGUCAUUAACGUGUUUUAGGGUGUAGCAGUUCUGUAUUCGCUGGUGUAGACACAGUAAAAGUAGAAAAUAUUUUACCAGUAUUCUCAAAUUUAAAAUUUAUGCUCAAAACAAAGAUAUACAGAAACAGGGUCAGGAUUAUAUAUUUCAUUGCAUUUAUCUCUUUGUUAUACAAUGAGUAUCUCAGUUACACAAUGCACAGAUAUGUUCUCUGGCCAAAUCUUACCUGUGAGAAAUCUCAUGAGUGUGUCAGCAUUCUCUUUGUUGCUGAUCCACAAAUUAUCGGUGAACAAUUUGAGAUGCCAUUUCCUGUUGGGACCUUAGCUAGGUGGGACUGUGACAGAUAUUUACGUAACACAUUCACAAGGGCAGUUUCUCAAAUGCAACCCCAUGCAGUCAUUUUUUUGGGUGAUUUGAUGGAUGAGGGAAGUGUGGCUACAAGAGAAGAGUAUCAGCGAUACAUUGAGAGAUUUUUCAACAUUUUCCACACACCUCAAGAGAUUCAGGCAAUUUACAAUCCAGGUGACAAUGACAUUGGUGGUGAAGAUGACAGUAUAACAGAACAAAAGCUGCAAAGAUAUAAACUGACUUUUAGUCAGCCUGAUCAAAUUGACAUUAAAAACAUUACUGUAUAUAAGGUGAACAGGCUGCUGUAUACAUUUCCACAGCCCGAAUUGCAUACCAAGAGCCUGUCUAGCAAAAUGUCUAUUAUUGCUUCACACAUGCCGCUCUUGUUUACACCAAAUGACUUUGUGAGAAAGGUUGUUAAAAAGCUAAAGCCAGAAAUAAUUUUCUCGGCUCAUGAUCACAAAUCAUUGCAUACAACUAUGCAUAUAUUGAGGCCAGGUGAUGACACUGUUAUACAAGCUCUGCUUCCAAGUAGUGGUCCGGUUUGGAAAUUUUUUCUCCAGACGGAAAUAGUACAAGAAAUAAUGGUGCCUACAUGUUCAUACAGAAUGGGAGUGCAGGAUGUAGGCUAUGGUGCUGCCUUGUUUGAUCUCACAGAUAAUACUGUUCUUUACACCGUGCUUUGGCUACCAUAUCGUUUUUAUCACAUCAUAUCUUACGUACUGCUGCUAUUAUUAAUAAUUUUCAAUCUCUCAUUAUCUCUGGUUGCUAAGACAUAUAGAAGAAUAUCAAAUGGAUUUAAGUCUUGCCGAUUUUCACAUGUUUAGAGAAGAUUAUAAAUUUAUUUUCUUUACAUGCACCAUGAUAUAGCAUGAGUUCUUUUAAACUGCACCAGUUUUGUAAGAACCGGGUAGCAAUAUUAUCGUAACAUCAUUUUUAUGUUGAAAAUGCCCAUAUGAUUACUAUUUGUAAAUGCAUUCUGGUCAUUUGAAGGUAUCAUGUUUUUGUGACAUCCUUCAGUUUCAGUAUUUUUCUCUUUUUUAACAAUGUAUUAUUACUGUACAGAUUUUAUAAAGCAUUCUGCCUGCAUGAGCUAUCUACUCCAGUAUUAAUACUACUACUCCAUGCCCCAUUUGCAAGAUUACAUUGGAUACACUGUAUAAUUUCUAAGUCUAUGUUUAAAAUUUCUGUGUUUUUAUGUAUUUGUGUCAUGUAAGAAUACAGGGUUCAAUAAGAUUUUUAAUGAGCACAAUUCAGAACACCUACAGUUAGAGUAUUUCUUUUUCUUUCACUCUUUUUCUAUUUUUCUCCAGUCGUGCAAGAACCAAACAAAUCAGUGCAUUAAACAGUAGAUUAACUAAAUGAGAAAAAAAACAUAAAAUAAAAAAAUAAAGGAAAUACUGUCAGAUUAUAUCAUUUGUUCAUUUGAGGGAACUAUAUUUCCUUAGAGUUAUAUACUGCAAUUCACCAACUGCUAUUAAUAAAGUAAUGACUAAGUACAAAGUGAAAAUUCUAGGUUAUGUACAAAGUUAAUCCUAUAAUUUUUUUUUCUGAUCAGUUCCUAAUUUUCACGACUUGGCUGUUUCCAUGUCGUAAUGUGGUGAAUUUAUAUUGUAUAGUAUCAAUGAAAUGACAUAUCCAGUAUUAAUGUAAGAAAGUUUUAUAAAUAUUACAAAUAAUCUAUUGAAAAUGUAUGUACACUAAUUUUGAUUUUAGGUUGACAUAUGUCACUGCAGGCGAAAGAUUGCCCACAUUGUACUUAUACUUUACUCAUCAACAGUUGAGUAUUCUAAAUGUGAAAUAACAUUUGGUUCAUUAUUAAUUUGGCUUAUCAAUUUUUCUCUACUUGCCUUGUUUCACAACAGCAAAGCUAUCCAGUUUUAAAGUAUGUGGAAAUCCUGCCAAGGCUGCUUAAGGCCUUUCAGAUAUUUGAUUUGACAAAUGUAUUUUGAAAGCAUGACUUGACUGUAGUGCAGCAGCAACUAAUAGUUGUAGUUUGGUUAUUAUUGUAUUCCAGAACAUUUUUUUGAGUAGGGCUUGUAAAAAUUCUUGCCCUCACUGCAUUUUAUUUUCAGAGCUUUCCCUGAUAAAUUCCAACUGUAGAUAUUGACCGGACACCAAUUUGAUCCUUAUGGUUCUCAAUGCCUUGUUUCUGUACUACAGUGUUAUAGCAAUUCAUGAAAUAUAUUCAGACAAAUAAAGAGCAUCCACUUGUCCUCAAGAGAGCUGAUAAUGUCUGAGAAAUUGCUAAUGACCAAAGUAAAUAUUUACAUGUAGUUAAUACUUCAGUUUCUGUACCCUUUGUAGCCUGUAUGUGACAGAAUUCCAGAUAUUUUUACCAUCCUGUAAGUAUUAUUUGCAAAGAGAAAACACAUUUUUGAAAUAAAAAAAA